CCCACCCUCGCGCUCUCUCCAUUGUCUGGGAACUGCGGCCACCGGGCGGGCGGUAGCUGGGACCUGCUGGCCGGGCCCGCGCGGCGCGGAGCCGGCGCGGAAGAUGACCGGCCCGACUGCGGCCACCUGAGCCGCCCGCCUAGACCCGCCGCCUUUCGUCGGAGGAUGUGCGCCCGGGUGGCAGGGCGCGCGGCAGCGGCCACGGGGGGCCCCUGCGGCCCCUGGCUGAGCCUCUUGGUGGCCCUCGCCCUGGACUCCGUGAGAGUGGGCUGUGACCAGGACCCCCUGGACCCUGUCUACCUGCCAGCAGCUUUGGAACUCCUGGAUGGCCCUGAGCACUUCCGCGUGCAACAGGUGGGCCGCUACCCGCCAGCCAACUCUUCUCUGGGCUCCCGAUCCGAGACCUUUCUGCUCCUGCAGCCCUGGCCCAGGGCCCAGCCGCUCCUCCGGGCCUCCUACCCACCCUUUGCCACUCAGCAGGUGGUCCCUCCCAGGGUCACUGAGCCCCAGCAGCAGCCGGUACCAUGGGACGUGCGGGCUGUGUCUAUAGAAGCAGCCGUGACUCCUGCGGAGCCCCAUGCCCGUGUCCUCUUCCAUCUCAAAGGGCAGGAUUGGCCACCGGGGCCCGGCGGCCUUCCCUGUGCCCGGCUCCACGCCACGCACCCUGCAGGCACUGUUCAGCGAGCCUGCCGCUUCCAGCCGUCCCUGGGCGCCUGCGUGGUGGAGCUGGAGUUCCCCUCACACUGGUUCUCCCAGGCCUCCGCCACGCGGGCCGAGCUGGCCUACACACUGGAGCCCAUAGCCGAGGGCCCUGGCGGCUGCAGCCCCAGCGGCGGGGAGGACCCUGGGAAGCAGGCCCUCCCAGUGGGCAGCGUGGAGCUGCGGUCAGCAGACCCCCCGCAGUACCAGGAGGUGCCCCUGGAUGAAGCUGUGACUCUGAGAGUGCCCGACAUGCCCGUGCGGCCCGGCCAGAUCUUCAGUGCUACCCUCCUUCUUCGGCACAACUUCACAGCCAGCCUCCUGACUCUGCGGAUCAAGGUGAAGAAGGGGCUGCAUGUGACGGCCGCCCGCCCAGCCCAGCCCACCCUCUGGACUGCCAAGCUGGAUCGAUUCAAGAGUUCCAAGCACCAUACCAGUCUCAUCACCUGCCACCGUGCUGGGUCUCCGGGGCCAGACACCAGUGCCCUUGAACUGUCUGAGUUCCUGUGGGUGGACUUUGCGGUGGAGAACGGCACCGGCGGGGGUGUGGCAGUCACUCGCCCUGUCACGUGGCAGCUGGAGUACCCCGGCCAGGCCCCCGAAGCAGAGAAGGACAAAAUGGUGUGGGAGAUCCUGGUGUCAGAGCGGGACAUAAGAGCCCUCGUUCCACUGGCCAAGGCAGAGGAGUUGGUGAAUACGGCACCACUGACCGGAGUGCCCCAACAUGUCCCUGUGCGCCUUGUCACCGUAGACAGUGGGGGGGCCCUGGUGGAGGUGACGGAGCACAUUGGCUGUGAGUCGGCCAACACACAGGUCCUGCAGGUGUCUGAGACCUGUGACACCGUGUUUGUGGCCGGCAAGGAGAGCCGCGGUGCUCGGGGAGUUCGGGUGGACUUCUGGUGGCGCCGGCUGCGUGCCUCACUGAGGCUGACGGUGUGGGCCCCACUGCUGCCCCUGCGCAUCGAGCUGACUGACACCACCCUGGAGCAGGUCCGAGGCUGGAGAGUCCCCGGCCCAAGUGACGGGGCGGCGGAGCCGGAGGCUGCGGCAGGAGGGGAGGAGGCGGAGCGGCGCGCCCGCGGCUGCCGCCUGCAGUACCAGCGCGCCGGCGUGCGCUUCCUCGCCCCUUUCGCGGCCCAUCCACUGGACGGCGGCCGCCGCCUCACCCACCUGCUCGGCCCCGACUGGCUGUUGGACGUGUCCCACCUUGUGGCGCCGCACGCCCGCGUGCAGGACCCACGCAUAGCCUCUCUGGAGGGCGGUCGUGUCCUGGUGGGCAGGGAGCCCGGCGUCACCUCCAUCGAGGUGAGUUCCCCGCUGUCUGACUCCAUCCUGGGGGAGCAGGCCCUGGCUGUGACGGAUGACAAGGUCUCGGUGCUGGAGCUGCGGGUGCAGCCGGUGAUGGGCAUAUCGCUGGCCCUGAGCCGGGGCACUAACCACCCUGGGGAGGUCACAGCCACGUGCUGGGCACAGUCAGCCCUCCCCGCCCCAAAGCAGGAGGUGGCCCUCUCCCUGUGGCUGUCCUUCUCGGACCACACCCUGGCCCCCGCUGAGCUCUACGACCGCCGUGACCUGGGACUGUCCAUCUCUGCAGAGGAGCCCGGCGCCAUCCUGCCAGCUGAGGAGCGGGGUGCCCAGCUCGGGGUGGUGGUGAGUGGGGCAGGCACUGAGGGGCUGCCCUUGCAUGUGGCCCUGCACCCGGCCGAGCCUUGCCGCCGGGGACGCCACCGAGUGCCCCUGGCCUCUGGCACUGCCUGGCUGGGACUGCCUCCUGCCCCCACCCCGGCCCCCGCCCUCCCAUCCAGCCCUGCCUGGAGCCCACCGGCCACGGAGGCCAGCCUGGGUGGUGAACAGCAGGUGGUGGGCAGUGUGGGAGGCAGCAGGAGUGUGAGGGGUAAGUUUGAGCAGGCAGAGGAAGAGGCCAGGGAGAAGGAUGCUGAGGCUGGGGAGAAAGAGGAGGAGGAGGAGAUGGUGCCUGCCCCUCAACGGGUCACUGACCUAGAGCUGAGCAUGUACGCCCUGCUGGGUGUCUUCUGUCUGGCCAUCUUCAUCUUCCUGGUCAACGGGGUGGUCUUCGUGCUGCGCUACCAACGUAAGGAGGCUCCCGACAGCGCCAACGACCCCGCCUCCCCCCAGCCCCACAACUGGGUCUGGCUGGGCACAGACCAGGAGGAACUGAGCCGCCAGCUGGACCGGCGGCCCCCUGGCCCAGCCAAGGGGGAGGGGGGCUGCCCCUGUGAGAGCGGGGGAGGAGGGGAGGCCCCAGCCCUGGCCCCCGGCCCUGCUGAGGGCACCCCCAGCUCCUGCAGCACCCUGGCCCGCAAGGAACCUGGGGGGCGGCGGAAGCGUGUGGAGUUUGUGACAUUCUCACCAGCGCCCCCAGCCCAGCUGCCCGAGGAGCCCGUAGGGGCCCCUGCUGUGCAGUCCAUCCUAGUGGCGGGAGAGGAGGACAUUCGCUGGGUGUGUGAGGACAUGGGGCUGAAGGACCCCGAGGAGCUUCGAAACUACAUGGAAAGGAUUCGCGGCAGCUCCUGACCCCUCCGCUAGCCUGUCGGGUCCGCCAUCAUCCAGCCACCAGCCGGGGUCCUACCGAGCUCCCUGCCUGCCACUCCUGCUCGGUGCUUGUUGAUCCAAGUCCCCCGCCUGGUCCCCUCACAAGGACUCCCACCCAGGCCCCCUGUGCCCUCUGCCCCUUGUCCUAGACGAUGGUCGUGAGGAAGGGCUCAUGCCCCUUAUUUAUGGGAACCGUUUCACCCUUUGUUGGGUACAGAAUAAAACGAGAAGGAAGUCAG
Messenger RNA from Orycteropus afer afer, 3491 nucleotides. The record is from RefSeq and is a predicted model, not a curated record. NCBI's taxonomy places the organism in Eukaryota, Metazoa, Chordata, Mammalia, Tubulidentata, Orycteropodidae.